This is a messenger RNA of Plasmopara halstedii, 297 nucleotides long. RefSeq lists its product as uncharacterized. The record is from RefSeq and is a predicted model, not a curated record. The coding region runs from base 1 to 297 and encodes 98 amino acids. The transcript has 2 exons. NCBI's taxonomy places the organism in Eukaryota, Oomycota, Peronosporomycetes, Peronosporales, Peronosporaceae.
AUGUUGGAUUGUCGUUUGAAAUACGCUCUCGUGUUAAUCUUGCUCCUGCAAUGUGCCAGGCUCACGCUGGAACAACUAUUACUAAAGCAGCAGAAGGUUGCCAUGGGUUUCAAUUUUUCCAGCAUCCCAUCAUAUUAUUGUUGUAGGCUUCCCGGAAAUAUGAGUAUGCGCGCAGCUUCUGCAAACGGUUUUCUUACAGCCAUCAGCUGCAAGCAGCUACGCGCGACUGUGCAGACUUCACUUGACAAAAACCGUGGAGUAUCUUCAUUCCAGGCAUCACCAAGUCUACUGGAGUAA